UGUCUCAGAAAGCUGUAGCUCUGUAAUCUAUGAUAUCAUGAACCUGCUUUAUGUCCUUUUAUUGGUCCUGUGGUCAGCUUUCAAUUCAGAUAGUAACAGCUCCUACUUUCUUAUCUACAAUGAGGACCAGAACAAAUGUGUGUAUGCCGUGAGUGCUACUGAAGUGCAGAAUGUGCCAUGCGAUGCAUCUUUCAAAGCUCAGCGUUUCCAAUGGAUUUCCUCUUCACAAAUCAUCAGCCUCGCUUUUAAUCUCUGCUUGGGAGCCGAAAAGUUCGAAGACUGGGCUACAAUUAUCCUUCUGCCCUGCAAUGAACUCAGCCCAGUGCAAACCUGGGAAUGUAAAAAUGAGACCUUGUUUGGCUUGAAGAACAAGCCACUGCACUUGAACUAUGGAUAUAAAGAAGAUAAGACAAAUAUGGUGUUGUUUAAUGGAACAGGUCCUUUUAGUCGCUGGCUGAUUUAUGGGACCAAAGAAAAUUUGUGUUCUCAUGGAUAUCAAGUCUUGGAUCAUCACAGGGAAGGAGUCUCUUUAUUCUACAUCUGCUUUUCCUCCUUCAUUGCUGUUGGUCUCGUCAUCAUGACUGCAGCAGUGAUCAUGACCACCAUCAGGAGCAAAGCUAAAGACGCCAUCAACUCCACCACAACUGUUACAGAGGAUGAAUACAUGGAUGCGUAAAUAAUCAGAAGAUUUCUGAAGAGAGAAGAGCAGACCUGAAGAGGAGAAACAUUUACUGUAAAAAUAUAAA
Megalobrama amblycephala (Wuchang bream) is the source of this 746-nucleotide messenger RNA. RefSeq names its product macrophage mannose receptor 1-like. The record is from RefSeq and is a predicted model, not a curated record. The transcript has 4 exons. Lineage: Eukaryota; Metazoa; Chordata; Actinopteri; Cypriniformes; Xenocyprididae. Bases 38 to 676 code for a protein of 212 amino acids.